AUGAAGAAACGUACCGGAUCUAGUGGAACUGUUAAUUGUACUGGUAUCCCGGCUACUGAAUGCUCCGGAUUUAGUGGAAUUAUUAAUAAUGCCAUAAAAAACAUCAAAAGCAACAACUCCAAUACAGAAUAUUUUAGUGGUAUUCGUGAACCUACAACUACUACUGUACCCAAAAAUCCUGCAAAAUAUACCGGUGGUGCUAAUAACUACGGGGAAUAUAAAAACUUUGCGAGCAGAAAUCCCGGGAAUCCCCGAUCCGGAACUCAGAAUAUCAGUAGUUAUGAAAGUAACAUCGAAUAUAUUUUGUUAUCG
Molecule: messenger RNA, 312 nt
Organism: Paramuricea clavata
Lineage: Eukaryota; Metazoa; Cnidaria; Anthozoa; Malacalcyonacea; Plexauridae
Source: the annotation of a GenBank genome assembly